AUGCUCUUCUACAAGGAAAACCCAAAUAAGCCUAUUUUUUACUUCUCUUUUGUACAUAUGAUUUUAAAGAUUAAUGGUAUUAAGUCCAAGGAAGAGGACUUGGUCGAAGCUCCGAAGAUUUUGGAUGAAUGUGGAGUUUCCAUGAUGAGGUACUACAGGGACACCGAUGGCAUGUACUAUUAUCUUGAGAAAUCUGGCAGGAAGGUAUAUGAUGACAAGAUUGUGGAGCCUAUUAAGGAUCCUUCUAAUGAGACAAGUGAAUCCUCUUUUGGAUUCUUAUCUGUUGAUGUGAAGACUUAUCUUGAUGAGAUGGUUGAGAAGAUUUUGGUUGAAAACCAGAUUAGGGAAUAG
This is a messenger RNA of Vicia faba (fava bean), 351 nucleotides long. The record is from the annotation of a GenBank genome assembly. Lineage: Eukaryota; Viridiplantae; Streptophyta; Magnoliopsida; Fabales; Fabaceae.